Pelobates fuscus (common spadefoot toad) is the source of this 2654-nucleotide messenger RNA. Its product is annotated as serine/threonine-protein kinase N2-like. Gene Ontology annotation, cellular component: cytoplasm; nucleus. The coding region runs from base 61 to 2583 and encodes 840 amino acids. The transcript is spliced from 19 exons. Gene Ontology annotation, molecular function: ATP binding; protein serine/threonine kinase activity. Gene Ontology annotation, biological process: protein phosphorylation; signal transduction. NCBI's taxonomy places the organism in Eukaryota, Metazoa, Chordata, Amphibia, Anura, Pelobatidae. The record is from RefSeq and is a predicted model, not a curated record.
GUGCGCCACUCUGCUCUUUUUGAAAGGGCAAAACUUUUACCUACAAAGCGCAUCCCACACAUGCAGGUCAGCGGAACGCAAGUUAUCGAUGUUAUCGAGCAAGGAGCAGGGGAACAUCCAGCAACACCUGCUUUAAGCACAUUGGAGAAACGCAUUGAGGAGCUCGGCCACCGAUUUGUGAUCGAGCGUGCCGUGGCUGAAGGAGCCAAACGUGCCAUCAAGGCAUUAGAUCAUGGAAAGCCACUUGCUGAGGCUCAGUCAAUACUACAGGAGUCAAAUGAAAAGCUUGACCUCCUUAAAUAUUCCUUGGAAGAACGAGUGAAAGAACUUCCUGAUGGCCAUCCCAGGAAGAGUAUUGCCACCGAGGAAAUGUUCCUUGACUCAGUCGAAUCCAAGCCCAUAGCACUAACCGGUACCCUGAAAGUGCGAGUAAAGGGCUGUUACAAUAUUCUAGAGAAUGUACCUGGGAGAGUAAAAGAACCGUCAGUUGUUCUCCCAGGAAAGAGGACACGCCAAAGAAGACUCUCAUUAAUGAGCCGGAUCAGACGAAACAACCGUGUCGGCAGUCAGAAAAUCCAAGAGACUGUUGGCUUUUCCAACAAGGUCCGUGCUCAGCUGAAGAUUGACCAGAUUCCAGUGGGUUCCACCAGUUGGAAAACUGUGUCUAAUCCAUCCUGGAAUGAGACGUUUAAACUGGAGUUAAAUAAGUCUCGGGAGCUGGAACUAUGUCUAUAUUGGCACGAUCAGAGAUCACUGUGUGCCACACAGACUCUGAAGUUGGAAAAAUUCCUGGUGAACCGAAAACAGGAACUGUGCCUACAGCUGGAGCCACAGGGCACCCUUUUCAUCAAGGUGACAUAUUCCAGUCCUUUUAUCCAGAAAAGGCCACAACUUCAGACAAUUAGAAAAUUCUUCUCGAAAAAACAAAAGUUUUCAGAUUACGAUGAAGAAGUGACCAUCCAACCAGCUCCAGAAGAGGAAGCAGCUAAUGACAUUUUUCCAUUGUCAGAAUUGCACAUUGAGUGCUUGGAUACAUCGCUGCCGGCUGUCGAUAAUGAUACGGAAGAGACCAUCCAAUCCGCGUUAGAGGAGGAUAAAAUAUCUGAAAAUCUUUCAUUGCUAGUAGCGGACAUUGAAAGUGUGGAGCCAACGCCACUAGCUGUCCAUAUUGAUACGGAAGAGACCAUCCAAUCCGCGUUAGAGGAGGAUAUAAUAUCUGACAGUCUCUCAUUGUUAGUAGCAGAUAAUGAGAGCGUGGAGCCAACGCCACUAGCUGUCCAUAUUGAUACGGAAGAGACCAUCCAAUCCGCGUUAGAGGAGGAUAUAAUAUCUGCCACUCUUUCAUUGCUAGUAGCAGAUAAUGAGAGCGUGGAGCCAUCACCACCAACUGUCGUUACCGACACAGAGGAAACCACCCAACCAUCGCCAGCAGAGGAUGCACAAAUUGAGAUCACUACUGUCACAGAAGAGACCAUUGAACCAGCUCCAGAGGAUUUAGCUAUUGACCCUGUUCCUUUGCCAGAAGCGGAUGUCAAAAACCUAGAGCGAACAUCAUCAGCUGGAAUUCAUCAAGGAGCUUGGCUGAGCCUUCAGGAUUUUGAUUGUCUCUCUGUGUUGGGCAGAGGACAAUAUGGAAAGGUUCUGCUUGCAGAGUACAAGCCUACAAAGACCACAGUCGCCCUAAAAGCCCUGAAGAAAAAACGCUUAGUUGCUCAUGACCAGAUUCAUAGGCUUAUAUAUGAGAAGAACACAUUUCAGACCAUAAGCAGCACACAACACCCUUUCCUGGUUAAUCUGCUCGCAAGUUUCCAGACUGAAGACCAUGUCUGUUUUGUGAUGGAGUAUGCCGCUGGUGGUGACCUACUGAACAAUAUUAACAACAACAUAGAGUUAUUUGACGAACGAACAGCUGUGUUUUAUGCGGCAUGUUGUGUGCUCGGCCUGGAAUUUUUACAUAAAAAUAAUAUUGCUCACAGAGAUCUGAAAAUGGGUAACAUCGUCAUAGACAAGGACGGAUACGCCAAAAUUGCAGACUUCGGUCUUAGCAAGCACGGGAUGGGAUACAAAGAUCGAACCAACACGUGUUGUGGGACAGUGGAAUGCUUGGCACCGGAAGUGCUUCUGAGAGAGCAAUACACAAGAUCUAUUGAUUGGUGGAGUCUCGGCGUAAUUAUUUAUAUAAUGCUGGUUCUACAGAAUCCCUUCUCUGGUGAUGAUCAUCGACAGAUAUUGUAUAAUAUAGUCUAUUCUGAGCCCGACUAUCCGGAGUACUUGUCCGAUGAAGCGCUAUCAAUAUUAACAAGUUUUUUGAAUAAAAAUCCCAAAGCCCGUCUUGGAGCCAGAAGGAAUGGAGCCCGUGAUGUGAAGAAACAUCCUUUCUUUGAAGAAAUCGACUGGAUUGCGUUACUGCACAAGAAUGUAAGACCCCCAAUUGUACCAUGCAUUGCCGGACCGGAGGACGUCAGCAAUUUCGACAUUGAUUUUACAUCACAGGACCCCUGUCUAACGCCACCAGAUGAGUUACUGUCAAAGGAAGAACAAGAUCCAUUCCAAGACUUUGACUGGGUGGCCGAAUGGAUGUGAAUGUAGAGACAGACACCAGUGUGGACAGUGGUGGAUCCAGCCUCUCUACCCUCCUUCCCCCCAUACAAACA